UCCUCCUCCCUCCGCCGCCCUUUCUCGUUCAAAAACACAAAAUUUCCCUUGCGACUCCCGCCGCCGCCGCCACCACCAGCACCUCCUGCUCCUCUCGAAUUCGAUGCUAAUACCUCUCAAACGCCUCCUCCUUCCUUCCAAAGCUCGCGCUUUUACGUCCCUCUCCCCUCUUCCUGUCCCUAUCUCCCCUUCCGACUUCGAAUCCCUCGUCCUCCGCCAGUUCCGCGCCGGAAAAUUCCACACCCUCCUCCCCUCCGUCGUAGCCGACCCCUCCGUCCUCCUCGCCGCCUGCCACAAUCUCUUCUCCCGCUCCCACCCCUCCUCCUCCACGCCCUCCCUCUCCCUCCUUCCCUUCUCCCUUUCCGGCCUCUCCACCGUGCUCCGCAGCGGUGCCUUCGACCCUGCUCUUCUCUGCUCCUCCCUCGCCUCCUCCAGCCGGAAAGGCCAGGCCUUGACCCUCCCCACCCUCGAGCUCAAGGUCGCCCUCGAGGCCCUCCGUAUGACCCUCGCCGCUGUCUACGAGUCCCGCCUCGCCACCUUCGCCUACGGCGGCCGCGCCGCGAUAGGCCGCCACACCGCCAUCCGCUACAUCAAGUCCACCGUCCGCAACCCCACCUGGUGGUUCCGCGUCACCCUUCAGCGCGAGCCCUGGACCCGCCACGUGCGCCGUCUCGCCGCCGUCAUGGAGGAGAAGAUCGACGAUCCGGCCCUCAUCGCCCUCGUCGAGCGGCUCUUCGAAUCGGUGGCCGUAGCGAUCGAGCUCGGUGGAGUUGGGCUGAGGAGAGGGUUCCCCCAAGAGAGCGAUCUCAGCUCGAUUCUCAUCAAUAUCUACUUCGAUGCCGUCGAUCGCGAGAUCCAGGAGCUUCGAGCCGAUGUCCAUAAGAAGAAUCCCAGGCUCCGUGAUCUCGAGGGCGAGAACUAUCGGGUUAUUCAUACGCCUAUUAGGGUUUAUGCCGUUAGGUACUUGGACGAGAUACUGGUGAUCACUUCUGGCUCCAAAUUGUUCACCAUGAACAUAAAAGAUAGGAUUUUGAAGCACUUGGAGGGCGAAUUGGAGGUUAAAAUUGAUAAAUUGAAAACCUCCAUCCAUAGCGCUGUCUCUGAGAAGAUGGAUUUCAUGGGAAUGGAACUUCAGGCUGUCCCUCCUUCAGUUCUGGACCCUCCCAUGUCAGAGAAGGCCAUUCGGGCAAUGAAGAAGUACCUAAAGAGGAAGGCGGCAAAGGCAUUGGAGUUGAAGAAUGCCCGUGAGACUCGAAGGAAGAAGCUUGGAUUGAAGAUAUUGAAUCAUUUGUUCAAGAAGCUUAAGCGUGGCCAUGUGUUUGAAUUUGAUUUCCGGAUUGAGAGCGAGGUUAGAGAGGUGUUUAGGAAUUGGGCAGAGGAGGUGAUGGCAGAAUACUUCAGGUCUAGAGAGGACCGCCGGAAUUGGCACCGGAUGCUCACAACUGGAGACUUUUUAUCUUUGAAGAGGGUGAGGGAUCAGUUGCCAACAGAGCUGGUAGAUUCAUACGAUCAGUUUCAGGCAAAGGUCGAUAAAUAUCUAAAUCCCGUUAGAAUUAGUAAGGUCAUAGAGAAAAAGGAGAGACAAGAGGAAGAAAAAGAAGAGAGGAGUUAUGCUAGGAGGACAGUGGAGGAUUUAACUGAGUUGAAGAUGAGAGUCAAUGCACCUAUACAACUUGUAAGGAGGGCAGUGAAAUUGGCUGGAUUUACUAAUUCUAUGGGACGACCACGGCCAAUCAAAUUGCUCAUUUGUUUAGAUGAUGCUGAUAUUAUCAAAUGGUAUGCUGGUGUGGGAAGGAGAUGGUUGGAGUAUUUCUGUUGCUGUUGGAACUUUAAAAUGGUAAAGACUGUUGUCAAUUACCACUUGAGGUUCUCUUGUUUCUUGACGCUGGCAGAGAAGCAUGAAUCCACUAAACACCAAGCCAUUAGACAUUACACCAAGGAUCUGAAAGUUACCGAUGACGGUGGUGUGGAAGAAGUCCACUUUCCUACUGAGAGGGAGAUAAGGAUGAUGGGGGACAAGAAUCUCUCUGAUCCAAAGCCUGUGGAUGGCGCAUUAUCUAUGAUUUUGGCUAGACUAGCAGUCAAUGAACCUGCUUGCUCCUGCCUAGCCCAUUUCUGUGAUAGGAAGGAUACUGUUCUCUAUAGAAUACGUUUGCUUCAGAACCGUUUGCAUGUAGAUCCCUGGAAUGAGAACAAGUGGGUACCAGGGAUGGGUGCUAUUCAUGAAAGCCUUAAUAAGAAGGUUCUUUCACUCUGUCCAGAACAUGCAAGCGAUUUGUUCAUGGGCAGGAUUACACUCCAAGACAUUGACUGUACCUCAUUUGUGAAUGUCUAGUAAAUUGCACAAGUAGUGUGCAAAUCAAUUGCAUUGAAGAUAUGGUUCUGAAUAUGGUGAAACUGCUGGAGGUCAUCACUAGGCAAAUGUUCACACAAGCUCUCCAUGUUGCUUUGCCAAUGUGGUGUUGCUAACUCUUCCUUUGCUCAGGUAAGAGAGAUUUGACUGAAAGUUUCAUAUUUUGAAAUGAAGUAUUGAUUGAUGGUAGUAUCAUUUUCAUUUAUUGGGUACUGAAAAUGGAAGCUAUUCAAGGAGCUCCAAGUGAAGGAUCAAAAGUUUCUGUGCUAACAGGGCAUGGACUAGCAUCAAAUAUGUGACUUUAGUUAAAUAACAUCCUGUUUAAGUUUUUAUUUUCUUAAUGGCUUGGUCCUUUUGUUUUUCAAUAUUUAUUUACUAGGUUCUUGUUCUUUACUAAAGAAAAAGGUGCAUACAAUAUGCUAUUUCAGUAUUACUGCUAGGUCACUUCUGCUUUUAGAAAUGCACAAUUCUGGUAUUGGAAGGUAUGCACUUUAAUUCUUCUUUAUUUUUCACCAGGAGCAAUAUUCUCUUGUAGUCCUUGUUUGCUUGCAGCAUUUUUAUGUAUUUUCAAAAAUAGAUAAUUUACUGUAGACAUUUAUUCAGUGAAUUAGCAAUCAUAUCAUCAAUAGCUAUCAAUUCUGAACCAGAUCCAUAUUUUUGAGAAUGAAUCUGCAAAUUUUAUAUCAUAAGGAUGCAAGUUUCUUGAAGAUUGGGUAACUCUUCUUUUCCACUUAUUGAAUCAUGAUAAAACUUAGUACUGCAUUGUUUAAGGACCAUCACUGAUAUUUUUUAAUGAUGCAGUCAGAAAUGGAAUGUCUACUGACUUCUUUGUCCUCUAGGGAAUUAGCAUAGCACUAGAAAAUGCAAAAAUGUCCUUUUGUUCUAUUACUAGUUUUAUUCCCUCCUACUGUCCUUGAUGUUGAUGUGAGCUUGCAUUUGGCUUAGUUGGCUUGUUCAGCACAAAGGGAUUAAGUCAUAAGACUCUGUUUGCUGUAACGUUUAUAUAUUUGAGCAGUACUAAACAAUAUAGCAAUUGCUGGUUUUGUUGUACUAGAAAAACAAAGCAAAAUUCGGAAAUCUUGCAUCUUUCUGCAGAUAUAAUAAACUAGUGUUCCAAUCUGUCAUGGAAAAGUCUUCUAUUUCACAUUUGAAUAUACCCAAGUAUAACAAUAUGAAAAUCUUCUAUAUUGUAGCAUGUGCAACAAAAUUCAAAGCUAGUGAAAUUGUUGAUUGCAGUUAAAUUGUCUAUGAAGCUGCCAAAAUUCUACCUGGGUUCAUACAUGUUGUGCUAUGCAACUGCAAUAUAGUAGUUCUAUUUCCUCUGGUAACGGCACAGUGGCCCUAUUUCACAUUUGCAUUUCUUGAGAAAACUCAUUUGGACAACGAUAGGUUAUAAUAACAAUCUGCACUUUAGAGUAUAUAGAAAAAAUGAGAUCACAAUUUUUUUCCUCAUGGAGCCAUGUUCCCACAAAUAUCAUGCACUUUAUUUAUUAAAGAAUUAAUAAACUGAUCUGGAGCUUAUACCUAGACUAGUGUGUCAUUAGGGUAUGUUUGUCUUUGCUUUUAUUUCUUGUUUUCUCUUUUUAAAAACAAAAUUACAGAAACUGAGACAAAAAACAUGUUUAGUGUUAUUGUUUUUAUUUUCUAUUUUCAAAAGUCAUUUUUAAGUUUUUAAACAUCAGAAACUCAUGUUUUUUUACCACCACAACGAGCACUGCUUCUACCACUAUUGUCGUGGCCUUCUCCACUUUCACCAUUGUUGCUGCCGCUGCCACUCCACCAGUACCAUCGUCAUUGCUUCUGCUACAUUGUUGGCAUCUUCCCCAUCAGUAUCACCACUGCCGCUAUCAUUGUCGUCGUUGCCUCUGCUACACCACCAUUGCCAUCGCUGUCACCUCCUGCCCUUUGGCAUGUCAUUGAUGCCCUUGCCUCCAAUAUCAUUGCCAUCAAGGCCACCACUGCAGCUAUCAUUGCCAUCUCUAUUAUAUUGCUGCCAACCCGACCACUGACACCACUACAGCCUCCGUUGCCUUCUCUUCUACUACCACAGUCUCCUACCACCAUCACCAUGUUUGUUUUUAAAAUGAUUGAUUAGACCCAAUAUGUAUAUAUUUUUAAAAAUAAAAAAUAGAAACAGAAUUUCUAUUUUCUGAAAAUAGGAAAACAAUGAAAGUUAAGCCAAAUGACACCCCAGUCUCUGCAAAUUUUACUAUCUUAUUGGUCCAAAGAAAAAAAAAAAAAAACUUGAAACAGUCUUAUCUUUAGUUUGGUUAACUUGUCUAUGUUGGAAAAUUUAUAGCCAUAAUAGUGCACUCAAGUAUGGAUUGAGGUACCUGUCAGGGUAAAUAGAGCACAUCUAGGAAUUGAUAGGGUUUCUCACUUGUGCACUUACCCUCCCCUUCCGAUUUUGAGGAUUAGUUCUUAACCAUUUUUAUGACAUGAAGACUGGCUCAAAGCAAAAGAUAGUAGAUGAGAAGGUGAACAUGGUGAUUAAGGGAAUGAACUGAAGUGGAAACACACCCUGAUGGAAACCCAACUAGCUAAAGUGAUGCCUUAGUGACGCUUUGCAGGUUGGCUCCUUGACAAGCGUUGGUGUAGUACAAUGAAUCCACCAUCUGAGCAUUUGGGACAACAGACAGGUCCUGAUGUUUAUAUUGCUCUUGGGAUUUACUGUGGUUGAAUAUAUGUUUCUUGCCGGCCUCCAAAUGGUGCGAGGAGAGAGGCACAGAGCCACAGUGAUUCUAUGAGCAAGGAGUCAGGCCAAUAGCACUCAAGGUCUAUUUGGAAGGUAGUCAUCUUGUCAGCAGCCACCUGCGAAUUUGGAGAUGAUGAUGAUGUUGUGCAACCAUGGAUGGUGGAAUUGUGGUGUGUCUAAAUUAAUCAGCAGUUCUUGAUAUUUUAAAAAAUCUUGAGUCGGUCAUAUUCUUUUCAUUGUCCAAACAAUUCUUGGCAUUUUAUGGAGUAAUCAAGUUCUUUUUGCCUUUCUGGAGAUCAA
Messenger RNA from Elaeis guineensis (African oil palm), 5348 nucleotides. Its product is annotated as nuclear intron maturase 3, mitochondrial. NCBI's taxonomy places the organism in Eukaryota, Viridiplantae, Streptophyta, Magnoliopsida, Arecales, Arecaceae. The record is from RefSeq and is a predicted model, not a curated record. Gene Ontology annotation, biological process: homing of group II introns; mitochondrial mRNA processing. Gene Ontology annotation, molecular function: RNA-directed DNA polymerase activity. Gene Ontology annotation, cellular component: mitochondrion.